UGUCUUGGUAUGUUGUUGGUAGGAUUUUGGGUGUAAAUAGUGUGUUAGAUUGGUGAGUCCUAGAUUUGCGUUUGCUAUAGUUGUCGAUUCCUCCUUUGAUAUUAUUUGAUUCCCAGGAGGAUUUGCAAUCACCAAAAAAGGAAAAUAAAGAAAGAAAAAAAAAAGAUAAAUCAAACAAAAAAGAAACCAUUUUUAAUUUGAUUAGAAUUAAACAUAAAAACAAUCCCAAUCAACCCCCAAAUUUUACGUGGGUCUUUUUUUUCUUUUCUUGUUACCAAUACUCUUCACUUAAAUUUCUUCAUUUUUUGGACAAAUUCUAGUGAUCAGUGUUCUGGUGCCGAAGGAUAGGAAUUUUUUUUAUUGUUAAUUUUGGUUUUGUGAGAAAGAGAAAGAAUUAAUCCUUAUAGGAGGAGGUUUUUUUUUUUUUUUUUGGGUUGGUUGUGGAGGCAUUGGCUUUGUUCUAUGUGGGUCAUUGCAUCUUUAUAUGGGAAUACCUGACAGUUCUCUACUAGAUCUAAUAGAAAAGCUUAGGAAUUGGGUUUCUUGGGGAGGAAGUGAUUUGUCUUGUUUGUCUGAGAAAUUUGAUAUGCUCAACAGUGGCUGCAAAAUGUGUUGCGAGUGCAAUAGAAACCUCACUGAAAUUGCACAGCAGAAGUACAAUUGCAAGAGUUGUGGCCGGUGGUUGUGUGCCAAAUGCGUCCGGGGUUAUGAUCUUGUUCCGAAUGCUGAAUCUGGCAACAAUGGAUUCGGGGAAACCACCAUAAGGUCUUGCAAGUUCUGUUCAGGUGCUAAUAAUAAUAACAGUAAUAGGGUGUUGAAGUAUAGUGAGAAAGUGCAUCCUUCAGCUUCUCCACAAGAGAGUCCAAGGCAGAGUCCUGAGCCACCUUCGCCAUGUUUUAGUGUUGAGAGUGAGAGAAUUAGUUCUCCAAUCAAUACUGAGUUGAAUCAGGGAAAUCACUUUGAAAGAUAUCUCCAUGACCAUGACUGUGGUUAUUAUCCUCAAUCCAUGACAAGGAGGAUGAGCUCGUCUGGUACUCUAGCAUCUUCGGUAUCAAUUCAUCAAUCUACCAUCAGGAGUGAUGAAGAAGAGAUUGAGGAUUCUGCCAAGCACUUUCAUAGGCGAUCACGUACAUAUUGUGACAAUUAUUCAGAUAUAGAUUCAAGUAGCUUUAGUGCUAGACAUGACACUUACAACUAUAAUUCUGUGGGGUCAAGUCCUUCAGAUAGCCCUUCUAGGAAUGAUUUUACUUCUAGUCGGGUUGGGCUCCUUGUACAGAAGGGGCAAGAGAAAAUCCCUGGCUCGCAACAUGAUGGUCCCUUUGGUCAACAAAGCACGGCUGUAUUAAGAAAGCCUGAACAAGGGACUGAUUAUGCAUAUAAUACUGCUUAUUUUUCUGAUGACUUGUCAAUUUUCCGGAAUCAGAAUGAGAAUUCACAGAGGCCAUUGGAUUUUGAAAACAACGGUCUUAUCUGGUUCCCGCCAGCACCUGAAGAUGAAAAUGACGAUGCCGAAAGCAAUUUUUUCGCAUACGACGAUGAGGAUGAUGAUAUUGGUGACUCUGGUGCCAUCUUCUCAUCCAGUAGCAGUUUAUCUAACAUAUUUCCCACAAAGGAGAAGCAAAAUGAGGGAAAUAAAGAACCUUUAAAAGCUGUCAUACAGGGGCAUUUUAGAGCUCUUGUUUCGCAGCUUUUACAAGGAGAGGGAAUUAAACUUGGUAAGGAAAAUGAUCCUGAGGACUGGCUUGACAUAGUGGCAACGAUUGCGUGGAAGGCUGCUAACUUUGUCAAACCAGAUACUAGCCGAGGCGGCAGUAUGGAUCCUGGCGAUUAUGUAAAGGUCAAAUGUGUAGCAUCUGGAAGCCCGAGUGAGAGCACCCUUAUAAAAGGAGUUGUUUGUACAAAAAAUAUUAAGCAUAAGCGCAUGACCUCUCAAUACAAAAAGCCUAGGCUACUCCUUUUAGCAGGAGCACUGGAGUAUCAGAAGGUUCCGAAUCAACUUGCUUCUUUUGAUACAUUGUUGCAGCAGGAAAAUGAUCAUCUCAAGAUGAUAAUUUCAAAAAUUGAAGCUCUUCGACCAAAUGUUUUGCUGGUAGAAAGAAGUGUAGCUUCAUGUGCUCAGCAAUAUUUGCUAGCAAAGGAAAUCUCCCUGGUGUUGAAUGUUAAAAGGCCUUUGCUCGAGCGAAUAGCUCGCUGCACUGGUGCUCAUAUCACGCCAUCAGUGGAUAGUUUAUCCAAAGCACGAGUGGGCCACUGUGAUCUGUUCCGCUUAGACAAAAUGGUUGAAGAUCAUGAGGCUGCUACUAAUUUUCAAAAGAAGCCAUCCAAAACAUUGAUGUUUUUUGAAGGUUGUCCUCGGCGAUUGGGAUGUACUGUUUUACUGAAGGGAACGAACCGUGCAAAUCUAAAGAAAAUUAAACAUGCUGUGCAAUUUGCAGUUUUUGCAGCUUAUCAUUUAUCUCUUGAGACCUCAUUCCUUGCUGAUGAAGGUGCUACCCUUCCCAAAAUGAUAGUAAAGCACUCAAUGGACAUGCCUGAGAUUGCAGCAAUUGAUGCUGAUAUUUCUAACUCACUCCCUUCAACCAUGUGCCACUCGGAGGCUGAUGCUGAUCUUGAUUCUAAAAAGCUUGGAAGUUUGGACUCACCAUCAAAGCAUCUUGAUGACCAUAAUUUUCAUUCAUACACAAGCACCAUGGUGGAUUAUAGUAGUACUGAGAAUGUACUCUCAGAUUCAUGCUGUAGUAAUUUAACUUCUAAUCUGACUGCGCGACCAGACUAUUUGAAUAAUUGUAAUGAAUUGGAGGGGGACACUUUGUUCAGCACAAGGGACCUUUCGCAAGAAGAAUUGCAAGAAACCAUGGUUCAAGAGGAGAGGGAGCAUGGUGAAGUUGUUGACAUGACAAGAGACAAGGUUAAUGAGGACGAGUUCUCAGGUGAAUACUUUUCUGCCACAGAGAGUAAUCAGAGCAUAUUGGUGUACUUCUCCAGUCAUUGUGUAUCAAAAGGGACAGUAUGUGAACGCAAUAGGUUGCUGCGCAUAAAAUUCUACGGCUCUUUUGAUAAGCCACUUGGGAGGUAUCUUCGUGAUGAUCUCUUUGAUCUGACAUCUUGCUGCCAGUUUUGUAAAGAGCCAGCUGAUGCACACGUCCUUUGUUUUACACACCAACAGGGAAAUCUUACAAUCAAUGUGAGGCGCCUUCCCUCGGUGAAAUUACCAGGGGAAAAAGAUGGUAAGAUUUGGAUGUGGCACCGAUGUCUCAGGUGUCCUCUCAUAGAUGGAGUUCCACCAGCAACUCUCAGAGUUGUUAUGUCGGAUGCUGCUUGGGGGUUGUCUUUUGGAAAGUUUCUGGAACUUAGCUUUUCAAACCAUGCAACUGCUAAUCGGGUUGCAACCUGUGGACAUUCUUUGCAGAGGGACUGCCUCCGUUUUUACGGGUAUGGGAGUAUGGUUGCUUUCUUCCGGUAUUCCCCUAUUGAUAUUCUAUCUGUCCAUCUGCCCCCAUCUGUGUUAGAAUUCGGCCACAAUCAAGAGGACUGGACUAGAAAGGAGGCAGGAGAGCUUUUUCGGAAAGUGGAAACAUUGUAUGUGGAGAUAUCGGAUGCACUUGAUCGGCUUGAAAGAAGUGUUAGCUCUCAUGGCAUGGGAAAUGAGCUGUCAGAUACGUGCGAAAUUCAUCACCACAUACUGGAGCUGAAAGAUAUGCUUCAAAGAGAUAGAAAAGAUUAUCAUAAUGUGCUACUAUCAACUUUAGAGACUCCGCUACCGGGGAAGAUGGCUGUAGAUAUUCUAGAACUAAAUCGCUUGAGACGUUCACUUCUAAUUGGUUCAUAUGUCUGGGAUCACCGAUUAUACUCGUUGGACUCUCUUAUCAAAAGAAGUCGUCGUUUCAAGGGUAAACAGGAAAAUGAAUCAUGCCCAGAGGUUAAAGAACCAAGCAUUGAUUCUUUUCACAAGGAUCGGAAUGUGGAUAAUGUAUCUCAGCAAGAUAAUCAUCGGCCUUUAAAAUUGCAUGAGCCCGAUGAAGUUCAUAUGGUUGGAGAACCUGAUGACUCACUUGGACCUUGUACUUCUGAAGCAUUAACAUGCCAUCUUGAUGAAGAGGCACACUCGGAUGGUGAAGUUGUUGUCAACAGAGCAUUAUCCGAGUGCUUUCCGCACAGGGAAUCCAAUCUUUCUGAGAAAAUAGAUUUUGCGUGGACUGGGACAGGAACCGAGCAACCUUAUACAAAAGUUGAACCACUUCAUACAGCACAAUCCAGUGUUUUACCAGCAGGAUCCGUUCGGCAUUCUUUUCCAAAUGAUAACCCUCCUUUUAGAAGGUUGAUGCAACCAAUCAGAGUUCAUUCUUUUGAUUCAGCAUUAAGAGUCCAGGAAAGAAUCAAGAAAGUCUUGCCCUCCUCAUUACAUUUAUCAACACUCAGAUCUUUUCAUGCUUCCGGAGAAUACAAGAAUAUGGUUAGGGACCCUGUCUCUAAUGUUUUUCAAAGUUACUUUCAAAUGUUGCCGUGGGAGGCACAGAGACUAAAUUUGAUACUGAGCGCCACACCAUCAUUCAUCUCCUCGUGUUCUCACAUAGCCGAAGGUGCUCGGUUGCUGCUUCCCCAAACACAUAAUGGUGACAGAGUUAUUGCUGUUUAUGACAAUGAAUACUCUAGCAUAAUAUCCUAUGCUCUUAGCUCUAAGGAACAUGAAGAUUGGGUUUCUGGGAAGUCGGACCUGCAAGAUGCUAGCUUGACUGCUGCUCGCGAGAAAAGCAGAGAAGAUUUGGCUACAUCUAGCUUUAAUGCAUGGGGUUCUCUGGACUUGGAUUAUAUCAAUUAUGCUAGUUAUAUGUCCGAAGAUGCUACAUCUUCCCUUGGUUCUCUUAUCCGGGACCCCAAGAAAUCUUUACACUUUCAGAUUUCUUUUGGUGAUGACUCUUUGGGUGCUGGAGGUAGAGUGAAUUUUUCUGUCACUUGCUAUUUCGCGAAGCAGUUCGAAGCACUUAGGAAAAAGUGCUGCUCCAAUGAAGUUGAUUUCGUGAGAUCUUUGAGCCGUUGCCAGAGAUGGAGAGCACAAGGAGGGAAAAGUAAUGUAUACUUCGCCAAGUCGUUGGACGAAAGGUUCAUUAUUAAACAAGUCACGAAGACGGAAUUGGAUUCUUUUGAGGAAUUCGCUCCGCAAUACUUCAAAUACCUUAUGGAUUCCUUGAACCCGGGAGGGCCGACUUGCCUUGCCAAAAUUCUUGGUUUAUAUCAGGUCACUAUCAAAUACCCUAAAGGUGGGAAAGAAACCAGGAUAGAUGUAAUGAUAAUGGAGAAUCUCUUUUACAACAGAAAGAUAUCCAGGGUAUAUGAUCUGAAAGGGUCAGAAAGAUCUAGGUACAAUCCAGAUACAACAGGCACUAACAAAGUGAUGCUGGACAUGAACCUGUUAGAAGCAUUGAGGACGAAACCCAUAUUUCUUGGUAGUAGGGCUAAGCGAAGACUCGAGAGAGCCGUAUGGAAUGACACAUCCUUUUUAGCAUCUGUUGAUGUUAUGGACUAUUCGUUGCUGGUCGGGGUGGACGACGAGCGCAAGGAGCUGGUUCUCGGGAUCAUUGACUUCAUGAGACAGUACACUUGGGACAAGCAUUUAGAGACAUGGGUUAAGGCUUCCGGAAUCCUUGGCGGUCCGAAGAACGCUGCCCCGACCAUAGUCUCACCGAAACAAUACAAGAAGAGGUUCCGGAAGGCCAUGACGACAUACUUCCUCACCUUACCAGAGCAGUGGUCAUCUUGAAAGCUAGGUUGUAUAAUAUAUUAAUAUUGUUGUUGUUUCACAUUCGUUUCCUAACACACAAACGGUGGUUAGGGCAAAGGAAGCAUUGGUGACUUUGGACACUCUUAGCUUUGUUUUGCAAUUUCUUUUUUAUUUUCUUUUCUUGAAUUGGUAUACCAAUACAAAAUGUGAAUGCUACAAUAAUUAUAUAUGAAUAAUUUGAUUAAUGUCUAUAAUGACAUGAUAUCUCUUAAGAGUA
Messenger RNA from Arachis ipaensis, 5996 nucleotides. RefSeq names its product FORMS APLOID AND BINUCLEATE CELLS 1C (gene FAB1C). Gene Ontology annotation, molecular function: ATP binding; 1-phosphatidylinositol-3-phosphate 5-kinase activity. Gene Ontology annotation, biological process: phosphatidylinositol phosphate biosynthetic process. Gene Ontology annotation, cellular component: endosome membrane. The record is from RefSeq and is a predicted model, not a curated record. NCBI's taxonomy places the organism in Eukaryota, Viridiplantae, Streptophyta, Magnoliopsida, Fabales, Fabaceae.